AGUUAGUUCCCUUUACAUAGCUCUUCAUUGCUGAUGAACACUAAAGUAAGUUGUGUGCGACGUGUAUCUACGUCAGCCAGUUUUAGUCAGACCGAACUCCUGCUGUCAUAGGGAUGGAUGUGCCACCUGGCUUCAGACAGCGUAAGUCUGCAACGCAGAAGAAACGAAACAACCGGAAUGCCCCGUCCAGACCUCCGCUGUUCGAAGACACAAGUAACCAACAACCUCCUUAUGGCUACCCAAAUGAAGGUUACCCACCCAGCUCUGGGCCAAACCCCUAUGGACAGCAGCCCCCCCAUAUCAAUUUCCCUGGAGGCCAACUACUCAAUGACCCAAUGGCCUCUAUGGCAAUGCAAUAUGGGUCUUCACUUGCCGAUCAAGGAAAAGAAUACAUGCAUAAAAAUCUAGAAAAGUAUGUCUCCACGUCCAAACUGAAAUACUAUUUUGCUGUGGACACCAGUUAUGUUGGCAAGAAACUCACUCUUCUCCUAUUCCCCUACUCACAUACAGAUUGGUCAAUUCAUUUUAGUCCAGGGGAACUUGUGGCACCAAAAGAUGAGCUUAAUGCUCCAGAUCUUUACAUACCUGUGAUGGCUCUUGUUACAUACAUUCUCACUGCUGGUGUAGUGAUGGGCAUUCAAAACAGAUUUACUCCAGAGCAGCUUGGAAUCCAAGCAAGUUCAGCUUUAGUGUGGCUUAUACUGGAACUGUUUAUUGUUAUGCUCAGCUUGUACAUACUCAACUUGAAUACUGGCCUCAAAUAUCUCGACACCCUUGCCUAUUCAGGGUAUAAAUAUGUAGGGAUGAUAAUUAUUUUAUUGGCUGGAUUAUUAUUCAAGAAAACUGGUUAUUAUUUCUCACUGCUGUGGUUUACAUUUUCAACAGCAUACUUCUUGGUGAAAACUUUGAGGAUCCAGAUCCUGCCGCAUGCAGACUCUGAUGGAUUUACCCGAGGAAGCAAACGCAGCCUUUACUUCAUUCUUUCCAUAUCUCUGUUGCAACCUAUAUUGAUGGGAUGGCUAACAUACCAUAUCAUAUUUCCCCACUGAAGACUUUGAUAUAUUUUCUGGAUGUUUUGAGUGGGAACGCAUGCACAUAUACACUCACACACAUGCUUUUAAAUAUGACUAGAGAUACACAAAGUAACACUUAUACAUAUAAAGGCUCAUAGCUAAACAUAUAUCCAUAUAAAAGCAUACAUACAUUAAAGACAUAAAUACUGGCAUGUAUUCAUACACACACAUGCAUAUAAGCACACACUCACAUAUAUAAAAAUAAACUCUUAAACAUGUGCUCUUUGUUUAUCACUAGAUACAUCUUUUAAGUUUCUAGAAUCCAUUUCCUUAAGAUAUUUCUCGCAACAUGACAUGCUACUUACACAAAAAUAACAAAAGAAGAGAUAAUAAUAGUCAAAAGCAUUUCAUUCUACAUCUUAAAUACCCUUGUUUAAUUUUUUCACCUUAUUUUCAAAACCAAAUAUUUUCUUGUUGCUUCUCUUCUGUCGUUAUGAAAUGCCAUUUAUAUAUUUUAAUUAAAUUUCAAUCUGUUUCCUUCAAUUUAACCUGUAUUUUUUUUCUCAUUAUUUUGUUGCAAUUAACAAUAUAUUUUUUAAACCCUUGCUUCGAGUAAAACUGAAAUUUUUUUCCUGUUUUGUUCAGAUUUUUUUUAAAAUGGUGGGGAAAUAUUUAAAACCUACAAAAGAAAACAAAAACUGAUAAAAUUAUUUCUGUUUAGGGAAUUUCUUAUUUAAAAAAAAAAAUUCUGUUACUGAAUUGUUAGAUACUGACCCUUUAUAAACCCCUUUACUUCUAUCACAAGUGUUACAAUUUUUACAUUGUGGUACAGCACUAUGCUCUUGUGCUGUCUGCAUUAAACAUUACUCUUCUUGUCAGGAGGCCAGAUGAUGCAACACAAGUACAGAUGCUAAUGUUAUGUCAUUCUAGUUGUGAGUGUGGUUGGGAUGAUGUUAGUGUUUGAUUGAAGACUUUCAGAAUCACUCAGUCAAGUCCUAACAUUUGGAAAAUGUUAAGUAUUGAUUGAAGAAAGCUUUACAGAACUUGAUGUGAAAAAAAACAGACCUCAAAAGACGAUUAAUAAAGAAAAAAUUUGGUGAUUGGAAGGCUAAUGAAUUUAUUAUCUUAUAGAUAAUGACAAAUUUAUGCUCCAACUUUGCUUAUCCGUAUCUUAUUUGUAUAAUGUCCUCAUGCGUCAUUGCAGAGAUCAACAGUGAUUAAUGGCUGACUACCUUUGUUUUAUUUAUUUUUUUUUUAAUUUGUGAAAUUUGUUCAGUGUUCAUCAAACUAGUAAAAUAGCUCCCUUUUUUUUAAUUGAGAAGCAAUCUAGUUUGUGAUUGUGGCUGGACCAUAGAAAGAGAGCUUCUGCUACAGAACUUUAUACUAAAUGCUAAUGGGAACAUUUUAAUAAUUUUCCAACUCAUACUUAACAUGGAGUAAUUUUAUAUGUAAAUAAAAAAGGAAUAUGCACAGUGAAAAAUAAAUUUGUUCUGUUCUAUAUGAAUGAAUGAAAUCAUAUAUUCAUUUGUAUUUCUGUUGUGUGAAUGACAAGUUAUCAAAAACAAAAUGAAGUUAGUGUUGCAUUUAUUUGUGCCAGUUUGUUGGCCAAAUGAUAGUUUAUAUUUCAUCAGUGUGCACUGAAUUCUUGGGGAAGACACUCAACUUUCAAUGACACAGUCUACCUAGGUAAACAUAAAACAAUAAAAAUGGUUUACUGCUGAGAUUAAUGAAAGUGUCAUUAACCGACAAUGUUUAUGCUUUAAAUCCUUCCACAGGCCCAGAGAAUGAAAUAAGAAACUACAUACUCCUUUGUAGUUUCUUUGGAAUCACUCAAGAAAGACCAAAUCUUUAGCUUUACUCCAAUGUCCAGUAUGAUAAUGAUAGUAAUUCAAUAGACAACUAUCUCUGUUGGGGGUGAAAUAUUUCGGUAAAUGUUUAUAAAAACCAACAAUGACUUUUUGCAUCUGAAGCAAUAAAAGUGUGAUUUUCUGAA
Molecule: messenger RNA, 3006 nt
Organism: Octopus sinensis (East Asian common octopus)
Lineage: Eukaryota; Metazoa; Mollusca; Cephalopoda; Octopoda; Octopodidae
Product: protein YIF1B
Exons: 9
Coding region: 114-1049 (311 amino acids)
Biological process (GO): endoplasmic reticulum to Golgi vesicle-mediated transport
Cellular component (GO): Golgi membrane; endoplasmic reticulum-Golgi intermediate compartment; endoplasmic reticulum membrane
Source: RefSeq, a predicted model, not a curated record